Molecule: messenger RNA, 621 nt
Organism: Dermatophagoides pteronyssinus (European house dust mite)
Lineage: Eukaryota; Metazoa; Arthropoda; Arachnida; Sarcoptiformes; Pyroglyphidae
Gene: Pop5
Product: POP5 ribonuclease P/MRP subunit
Biological process (GO): tRNA 5'-leader removal
Cellular component (GO): ribonuclease P complex
Molecular function (GO): ribonuclease P RNA binding
Source: RefSeq, a predicted model, not a curated record
UUUUCAUUUCGCACAAGCAAGAAAAAAUUCCCGGAAAAAUAAAUUGUUUGCACAUGUUCAAAAAAAUUUUGAUUUAAUUUUUCAAAUGUAAAAUUUUGAAAUCUAAAAAAAUGCCUCCAGUAAAACGACGAUACAUUUUAUUUCGUAUCGAUUUCAUCGGUAUCGAUGAUACAAUACAACAACAACAACGUCCACGUCCAAUAAUUCAUGAAGGUGAUCUCAUACAUUCAGUUCGUGAUAUGGUACAAAAACUCUAUGGUGAUUAUGGUCUUGCAUCAAUAUUGUUCAAUUUUCAUGCAAAAAAAUUUGAUUUAACUACCCGUACUGGUGUUUUUGCUGUCAAACGUGAAUCAUAUAAAUUUCUUAUAACAUCAUUACCAUUAAUACAAACAAUUAAAAAUUAUUCGAUUCGUUUUACAAUAUUAAAAAUUUCUGGAACAAUACGUGGUACAUUACGAUCAUUACAAGGUUAUCAUGGUCGAAUGAUUCAUAAUUAUAAACAAAUGUUGGCUGAACGUAAACAUAAUCAACAGCAACAAGUACAAGAAAUUGAAAAAGGCUAUGAAUCGAUUGUCGACAGUUUAAUUGAACGUCAAAAUUGAUUUAUUUUAUAAAAAAAAA